This is a messenger RNA of Penaeus indicus, 2318 nucleotides long. RefSeq names its product heparan sulfate 2-O-sulfotransferase pipe-like. NCBI's taxonomy places the organism in Eukaryota, Metazoa, Arthropoda, Malacostraca, Decapoda, Penaeidae. Gene Ontology annotation, molecular function: sulfotransferase activity. The transcript has 7 exons. The record is from RefSeq and is a predicted model, not a curated record. Gene Ontology annotation, cellular component: membrane. Bases 378 to 1673 code for a protein of 431 amino acids.
CCGUCAACUGGCUCACGCCCUCCACUCCGCUGCUCCUCGCCGUCUCUCCCCUGGGGCUUCUGGACCAAACUGGGGGGUGGAGGAAAAAAGAGAAAAGAAAAGAAAAAGGAAGAAAAGGAAAAGAAAAGGGAAGAAAUAAAAAGAAAAGAAAAGGGAAGAAAGAAAAAGAAAAGAAAAGAAAAAGGAAGAAAGAAAAACAAAAGAAAAAAAAAAAAGGAAGAAAUAAAAACAAGAAAAAAAAAGAAAGGUUUCUACUCUAAAUGCUCAACGAAAAUAAUGUGAAUUUGGCUGUGACCGCAACUAAUCGAAGGGGAUUUUGAACUGUUUUCUUUCUCUCUUUCUUUUAUUUCUUUCAUUUCUCUCUAGAUAAAAGAAUCAUGAGGUUCUUCAGUAUGUGUCGAAGAAACGUCGGGGUUUUGUUCCUCAUCUGUGGGAUCUUCGCUUAUAUCUUCGUCGGUUCUCAGGUCGCGGAAAUAAUUGGGGAAGACCAAAGCCAGCACAUGAACCUAGAGGAACGCGCAGACACAGACGAGAGACAGAUCGGAGUGAGCAGCGCGGAGAGCGAAGAGCGACCGGAGAGAAACCAGUCAGGAAUCCCCCAGCAGGAAGCCAAUUCAGCAGAAGGAAAGGAAGGAGGCGAAGGAGAAGGCUCUGGUAUCCUCGAACCGCCGGGGGAAGUCGCCUCGAGACGGAAGGUGUCCGGAGCUCCGAGUCGCGACUACGAGGAGAAGAUGAUCAAGGCCCUCGUCAAGGAGGCCUACUUGAAGGUCACCGGGGAGGGCGGGGACGAAGAGGUGCUACAGUCUCCGGCGUACGCCCUUGAGGUCCAGCCGUCCAGCCGAAACACGACGCCGCCCAACUCGAACCUCGUCUUCUUCUCCGCCGUCCCGAAGUGCGGUUCCUCGACAACGGGUCAUCUCUUUAAGAAGCUGAGUGCCCUCAAUAACUUCUACUCGCUGACUCCCCAGCAGAGGAUUCAGCCAGUCAUCGACGAGGAACAACAGAAAACCCUUUUGGAAAACCUCUUUAGUCUCUCCGAGAAAGUCCCUGUUGCCUACACUCGUCAUUUGUAUUACUUCAACACCACAAAGUUAGGUUUCCCACGGGCGUCUUGGGUGGCGAUCGUCAGACAUCCUGUGGAGCGACUUAUCAGCCAGUUCUAUUACGCCAGAAUCCCGUCUCGGUACCUUGAAAAUAAACUCCUGCAGGGUAGGAUGCCCAGCGCGGAAUUCAUGAACAUGACCCUGGAUACGUGCGUGCCCCAGAGGGACCCUCGGUGUUGGUACAGGGAGGGCUCGCGGCAGAUGCUCCAGCUCUCUUUCUUCUGUGGGCAAGACUCCUAUUGCACGAGCGUGGGCAGCCGGAGGGCGCUGCAGAUGGCCAAGUACAACGCGGAGAACUUCUACAGCGCCGUCGGAGUCCUGGAGGAUCUCCAUCUGUCCUACAGGGUCCUCGAGAAGUACCUGCCGCGCUUCUUCGCCCGCGCCUCCGUCAGCGACAUUGGAACAGGAAGAGUCCGCUUCAACAGCCAGGAGAACAAGCCGUCGGUCAAGAACUCCACUCGGCUCAUGAUGGAGAGCUACCUGAAGGAGGACCUCGACCUCUACCACUUCCUGAAGCAGAGACUCCACCUUCAGGCCCAGGCUAUUGAAAGUGGAACAAUAGACAAUUAAAUUCUCAUUUUUUUAUCAUGCCAUCUAAAAUCUUUUUAAAAAAUAUAUAUAUAACGAGAGCGAAAAUCUUUCAAUGUGCUAUAUGAAAAGACCUUGUCAAUGAUAGAUUUUAACAGGGCAAUACCAGGGUAAUAUAAUUAUCCCCAAACCAGCUUGUUAAGAAAAAGAGUUAAUCUAUUUACUUUUCUUUCUUCUUUAGCUUCAAGUGUAAUGGAAAAGGUCAAAGGUAAAGAGAACUGACCUUUCCCCCACUCUUUUUUACUUUUUAAAUUUUCCAUCAGCGAGAGAAAGAGAGACAGACAGACAGACAGACAGACAGCCAGAGAACUUUUAAAGUUGAUAGUGGAGGGUGUAAUGAAAUGAAUGGUCUUUAAACCUUGAUAAGGGUAGGGACUGUCCACCUUCAAUGUUUACCGAAAGAGACACGUCUUAAGGAGAUGAACAUGGUAUACAGAUUUCCUUGGAUGUGCAAACCCAACAUACAUAAUGUAAACACUUUAAAUGAGAUAAAUAUCCCGUCAUACAGACUUGGCUUUUUACAGUGUUAUGUUAGUGAUAAACUAAACUGCAAAUCAUCACUUAUUCGUUUGCAUAUGCACAUAAACAUGCAACAUGUUAAUAAAUACAUAACUUUUCCUACUGUUA